Ilyonectria robusta is the source of this 957-nucleotide messenger RNA. RefSeq lists its product as uncharacterized. Lineage: Eukaryota; Fungi; Ascomycota; Sordariomycetes; Hypocreales; Nectriaceae. The transcript is spliced from 2 exons. The coding region runs from base 1 to 957 and encodes 318 amino acids. The record is from RefSeq and is a predicted model, not a curated record. Gene Ontology annotation, molecular function: 5'-tyrosyl-DNA phosphodiesterase activity; single-stranded DNA binding. Gene Ontology annotation, biological process: double-strand break repair. Gene Ontology annotation, cellular component: cytoplasm; PML body.
AUGGAGGCCCUUAUGGGCCAAGCGAUGAAAGAUAGCGCGACAUUACAGAAGACCUCGGUGCCAUGGAACGACGAUGAGCCGCAUCCGCAAUCCUGGUACACAUUCGACUCGGCGACUUCUUCCUGGGCUUCAAAAGCGUCGUCAGAUGAUGAGGCCCAAACUGCAGACAUUGGCGGAAUCAACACCAUUGCCCUCUACAGCUGGAACAUCGACUUCAUGCUUCCCUUCGCUGAAGCCCGGAUGAAGCCAGCACUCGCUUACCUCGGUAGCCUGAUAGCCUCCAGCCCGCCGAACACGGCUCCCGUCAUCUUCCUUCAGGAGUGCACGCCCUCUGACUUGGCCACUAUCGCCUCCACGCCGUGGGUCCGGGAACGAUUCCAUCUGAGCGACCUGGACGCAACCAACUGGGCGACCUCUCUCUACGGCACAGUGACGCUCAUUGACUCCCGCCUGCCAAUCACGGCCGCCUUCCGCGUACACUACUCCAAGACUCGCAUGGAUCGCGACGCCUUCUUCGUCGACGUGUCUCUCGAGGGCAAGCCCAUGCAGAUCGUGGCGGAAUACCUGCGUGAGGAGAAGGUUCAUGCCGCCCUGGCUGCGGGAGACUUCAACGCCAUCCAGCCGUUCGACCGCACGUUGCACACGGAUAACGGCCUGAAGGACGCGUUCCUGGAGCUGGGCGGAAAGGAGGAUAGCGAGGAGGGCUAUACCUGGGGUCAGCAGGCGGCGACAAAGCUCCGAGAGAAGUUUGGGUGCUCGAGGAUGGACAAGGUCUACUUCUGUGGCGGCGCUGAGGUGGUCAAGUUCGAGAGGUUUGGUGCGGAUGUGUUGACCGAAGGAGAGGAGGAGAGCAGUCAGAUCGUGGCCCUUGGCUUUGAGAAAGCGUGGGUGACGGACCAUCUCGGAAUCAAGGCUGAGGUAAAGAUUAUCGCGGAAAAGAACGCGAUCCGUGUCUAG